CCCUACGAUACCCCGACCCAUAUAUAGACUCCUAUUGCGAUGAGACGAAAGGAAAACCUCGAUCCAAACGCGCAGACAAGCCCAACCGAAUACCAAACACCAGCCCGAACACCCACCACCGCACCCUCAUCCUCAAGACCCUCGAACUCGAAAUCAAUUACGACCGCCAGAAGAAGUGCCCAAACACCGAUCGCACCGCCACAUUCCAGAUGGAACUCCUCACGCAAAUACAACACGCUCUCCAGUUCGCUGGGCCGGCAACAGUCUACGCUCACGCAGAUAGAUUGGGUGGCAACUAGACGGCACCCGGAUUCGGAGGACGACGACCUUGACGACGACAGACUCGAUUAUAUCGCGGCAGAGCCUAAUGCGCAACAUGAUGAUACGCCGGAUAUGAACACGAAUACCAAUACCAAUACCAAUACCAAUACUCGCGACGUGAUUGAGAUAUCGGAUGACUCUGGGAACGAUGCCGAUUAUCAACCAGCGCCGUUUUUGCGGACGCGGCCGGCCCGCGGUGUUCGAUUUGGACAAGAUACAACGACGGAGACGGAUAUCUCUAGGCGAAGGAGGAGUACAUCAAAACCCAAUAGUGCAGAAAAUGGCACUGGCCGGAGGAAAAGCGGCGGCAGCGUCCGGGGGAGUAUUAAAAAAGAUAAGCAGCCGAAGGAGCGGGAUAAGACCCUUACGCAGAUGGAUUAUGUACGGCGGUACUUGAAGAUCGAGCCGGAUGAUGAUGUGAAGCUGGAAUAUACAUACUAUAGUCCGAAGAAGGAUAGGGAUCCGGAGAGUCGUGAGGCGCAUCGGCGCAGUGCGGCGGAGGCGCUAGUGUCUACGAAGGAGGAACAGAAGGAUGGGGUCAAGAGGCGGAGGUUGACUGAGGAGCUUGAUUCGAAAGAUGGUUCUAAUCCUGAGGGAAUCCGCCCUAGAGGGCAGCUGUCUCGGGGGCUUGUGACGCCGAAGAAGACGAUCAAAUCCGAAAUCCCGUCUUCGCAAUCACCGGAGAGUCCUGGGUUCGCACUUGUUUCGCCGUCGCACUUUCGUGGAAUAAAUCGCUUUCCAUUGAAACAAGCAUCACCAGUCGAUCGUCCUGUGAAAGAAGAACAGCCCGGUUCUGCGGGGGAAAGCGCUCUGCAUAAUUUAGACCGUGCAUCACCCUCUCCCAAUCAGACCUCAUUACCUAAUUCUCCAGCUCUCCCUUCGAUAUCACGAAGUAUUAUCCCAUGUGAUGAUGCAAAUGACCCGGAUACCACGCCCACAAACCGUCCGACCAAUACGCAGAGGACCAUAGUAUAUGAGACUGAUGCUGAAUCGGACUAUGGCGAGACUCAGGACGACCUGUCUGUUCCUCCUUCAUCUCAGAAGCCGAAACUGGUCAGCGGCGACGACAACCCCAUGGAAGAUAUUGAAGAUUCACAACGCUACGACUCCCAGGAACUUCCCUCACCUGUCAUUCCUUCCGGGCUCGAUAACGAAACCGGGCCAUCAUAUCCAGACUUGUCAUCCGAUGCAUCAAUUUGUUAUCGGCGGCCACACCAUUCUACUCAAUACCCCCUCGAACCUAUUCCUCCCAUGAAUACACAAGCAUUGGCCGAGCUCUUCCCACAGGAGAAAGAGAACAGCGCUCAGCAAAUAAUGACAGACACGACUCAAACACAAUCGCCACCGGCUGUCCAGCGCCAUUCAUUGCGGACACAUCACCAAUUAACCCAGACACAGACGCAAACCCAAUCCCAAUCUCAAUCGAACUCUCAAUAUUUGAAGACUUCGACUGAAAUCGUACCAGAAUCCUCGCCCGUAACACGGCGGGAUUCAAACCCCUCCAUGCCACAGGAAUCGGUUGUGCAGGUUGAGUCUUCGCAACCAGCAGACAGGUUUUUUAGAAAUACCAGAAGUGAGCAGGACUCUGGUCCGCGGGGAUUCGUUGGGAAUCAACUGCUCUCUUCAAGUGUUUUGGAGAGUAUACCCAUGCCGCCAUUAUGGAUGGGCAGUCAGGACAGUGUUGGAGAGCCGUACAGUGAGCCAGGAAACGAAUAAACGAAUUAGCAUCCAUGCAAUGCAACAUAAUGUACAUUAAUAGCCAUAAAUCUACGAAUAGCAUCGAAAUGAUAGACAGAAAAUCACGUGGGUUUACAGUCAAGCUCAUAAGCGC
Molecule: messenger RNA, 2152 nt
Organism: Aspergillus glaucus CBS 516.65
Lineage: Eukaryota; Fungi; Ascomycota; Eurotiomycetes; Eurotiales; Aspergillaceae
Exons: 1
Coding region: 40-2037 (665 amino acids)
Source: RefSeq, a predicted model, not a curated record